UCACGAAACGUCAGUUAGUCAGCAGCAGCAGGCGGCCUGCGCAGCACUUGGCGAUCGCACGAAACUUUCCCCAGCGUUCGGUCGGUCGCAGGAAAAGAUUCGCACGCACGCACGCAACCAGCGGGUCGGUGGCGGACGCUUCGGGUGCACGAAUCCUCGCAGUGUUGUUGCGCGUGCUGCUGGUGGUGAUUUUGUACAGUCGGGCGCGCUCCGUGGCCGCGCGUCGUACGCGCGUGCACAGGCAGUAGUAGUAAUUACGUCGCGUCGCUCGCUGGAAUGUAAAUACGCGGCGGGCACGCGUGGGGUGAGAAGCAGAAGCAGCAGCAGCAGCGGUGAACGCGGCUCCUCUUAUAUCUCCUUCGGUGAGCAGCGGCGGCGGCGGCAUGCCGACGGCGGGUGGCGUGCGCGCCUCCGCGAAGGCGCCGAUGAACAGCGGUGGCGGACGUCGCCACUAAACACAGAAGAGCACAUUGUGCGCCGCUGAUGGCACACGGCCAGAACCACCAGCAGGGCGGCGAGCGGCCGACGAUGGCCACCGCAACACCCACAGCGACAGCAUCAUCCGGUGGCGGCUGCGGUGGCGGCACCAAUGCGCCCAACACCGUUGAGAAUCUGCUGCGCGUUGGCUACUACGAGCUGGAGAAGACCAUCGGCAAGGGCAACUUUGCCGUCGUCAAGCUGGCGACGAACAUCGUCACCAAAACAAAGGUGGCCAUCAAAAUAAUCGACAAGACGGCGUUGGAUGUUGACAACCUGACGAAGAUCGUGCGAGAGACGGAGAAUUUGAAACGACUGCGACAUCCGCAUAUUACACGGCUUUACCAGCUGAUGGAGACGAAGCAUUCGAUCUAUAUUGUUACUGAAUAUGCCAGCAAGGGAGAGAUCUUUGAUCAUUUGGUUGCGACUGGUCGCAUGUCGGAGGUGGAAGCGCGCAGGGUUUUCGCGCAGAUGGUCUCCGCGGUUGGAUAUUGCCAUCGGAAUGGUGUGGUGCAUCGUGACUUGAAGGCUGAGAAUCUUUUACUGGAUCAGAAUAUGAAUAUUAAGCUUGCUGAUUUUGGAUUCAGCAACCAAUACAAAGAAGGUGACUUAUUGUCGACGUGGUGCGGCAGCCCGCCGUACGCAGCCCCAGAACUCUUCAAGGGUUUGAAAUAUGACGGACCAAAGGCAGACAUUUGGAGUUUGGGAGUAGUUUUAUACGUGGUGGUCUGUGGCCACUUGCCAUUCGAUGGCAAAAACCUGCAAGUCCUCCGCAAUGUGGUCAUCGCCGGCAAAUUCCGCAUCCCAUACUUUAUGAGUCAGGAAUGCGAGCAUCUCAUCCGCCACAUGUUGGUUGUGGACCCCGACAAGCGCAUGACGCUCGCAAAUAUCGCGAAACACGAGUGGUUGAAGGGUGAAGAGGUGGUGACCACGCCGCCGGCGGCGCGCGAGCAGCUUUAUAAUAAGACGGUCAUUGAGCACAUGACGCAGCUGCCGGGGCUCACGCAGGAGAUGAUCAUGAAGAGUGUGCAGGCGAAUUCGUUUGAUCAUGUGUACGCCAUCUAUUGCCUGCUCGUGGAUAAGCUGCAUCAGCGGUGUAUUAAUUUCGAGUCAAAAUUGUUGCAGCGACAAACGCACAGCACAUCUACGAAUAUCUCCGUUGCUGGAUCGACGAGUACAGUGAGCAAUCAGAGUAUUGAGUGUAUAGAUGAUCGCAGCGAGGCGUCCAACACGCAUCUUGAUGUGAAUGAAGCGAUGGAGGUGUCGACUGGUUGCGUGCGCAGAGAGAGUUUCAACGAGAAUUGUUUGCGCGCUGUGCGUGAUGAGGUUAAACAGCGCAGGCGUAGUUUCAACGAGGGCGCUGCUGCGCCUUUAAGCAUGAGCAUUACGGCUGGUGGCGGCGGUGUUACGCCAACACCGGCUGUUUCCGAUGAUGUAGCAUCGCCGUUUGUCUCUAUGCCGACCAUACCGGCGGUGUAUCUCGGCGAUGAGAAUUCACAACAACUUGAAAAGUUUGGUGAUCUCGAGAUGGAUAACAGCAUGGACGAAUCAUUCGCUUCGUCGAUGACAUGCCCGACUGCAUCAACCACCGGCUACGGCUCGUAUAACUCAUCGCUGGCGGAUCGCGAACGUGCGUUUCAUUCGAGCGCACGGCGUCAUACCGUUGGCCCCGGUGAUCCUGCGCAUGAGCAGGUGCUGGAGUCGCACUACAUGUCGCAGCUGGCACACGCCAAUCUCAUUCCGCAGCCGAACCUGCUGCUCAAUCUGCCGCUGCUCGGGCAGCACACCUCGCAUACGUACGCUGGCAAAGACCCGCACCUGCUGAAACCGCCGACGGUGCUGAACGCCGCCGGAGGGUUUGGACGUCGAGCGUCAGAUGGCGGCGCUAAUCUACAUCUGCGUGCAAUGGCGGGUGUUUCCGAUCGCGCCACCGGGAGCCAUGAACAGCUCAAUAUGGAUCCGAGCAUGUCCGCGAGCAGUUCCACAACUGCUGGCGGUGUGAGUCUCACCGAACACGCGCAGGUUUACGCCAGCGGUGGUGAUGACCUGUCUGAUCCUUUGGCGGUUGCACGAUAUCGACAAUGUGGCGGUACCAGCCGACGGCAUACAAUGGCGAACCCUGAGGAAGCGCACGCUGCGCGCGGUGAUGCAUCCGGUGGUGCGCGCACGCGCCGUACCGGUCUUCUCAUGGUGAUACCACGACCAGUCGCGUCGCCUGACGUGGUGCGCGAGGUAGUGGCGAGCAUUCAAUCCUGCAAGUUCAAGCCGGUCGUGGCGCGCAAGCUUUCGAGGCAUCGGCGUGAUGGCGGUGCCAAACCGCAUUUGCCCACCGUACAAGAAUCCGGUCGUGAACCAAAGAGUAUGGAGAGAUUCUCGCCGGUGCGCAGAGGCAGCGAAGGUUCCGCUGGAAAUUCACGUACGUUAUCCCCGGCGACUGCGCAACAGGAAUGUCAACGUUUACAGCGAGGUUUAGCGGGUUUAAGCACUCGCAACAGCCCACCAAGAUCCAUACCAGGUUCGCCUAUACAUCAGUCAAUGCUGGGCGAGCAGCAGGUACAAACACAAACGUCACCAUUGCAUCAUCAGUACGAUGGCGGCGCAUGCUCAUCACGUGAUGAUUAUGCAUAUAGUCCUAUGCAUAGCCCGUAUGGUGGCAGCGCUGGCGGUUCCCCGAAACACGCCCCGCACUACUACAACAUCUACUCAGGUAGCACUUCGCCAAUCAUGGCGAUGAAUUCCCCCGUCUACCACAUGCCCACGGUGUCCUCCAUCACCCAAGGCCUCUCCGGCUUGAACACGUGCGGCUCCACUGGGCCGAGCAUCACGCAAGGCACCGGCUUCCAGCAGCAGCAGCCGCAGCAGUCGCCAUCGACGGCGCCACCAGCGCCCGUCGACGACCUGCAGGCCUCCUAUCACGCCGCCUGCCUGCAAGCGCUCAGCUUCCAGAAUCUGCCGACGUUCUCGCAUCACAUCCUCAACAUUCACAACCAUCGCUCGCAGACGAACUCGCCCAUUUCGAAUCCGAGCAGUCCGGGCCUGGACAUGAUUCAGGAAGAGCUUCCACAGUCGACUGCCGCCGCCGCCGGCGGGAUUAUAUGCGUAGGGGCGGCGGGGACGCCGCAUCCGCAGAUUAGCGUCACGUGUACGGAUGUACAGGGUAGUGAGGUGACGCUGAUUGCUAGUACAGACACAUCGGAGGAUUCCAUGGAUAGUUUAGAGAAUAUCCGCACGAAUAAAACGCUGCCGUCGUUUGUCAUCAGCCGCCCGCUAGAUGGCCCUUCUAUAACCAAAGGCAUCGGACGUAAAUCAUCAUGUGAGAAUGCAGACGCAUGCGCAUUUCCCCCCACCGCUGGUUUUGACCAACGGCGUAACUCUGAUAAGUCUUGUUAUUCAGAAGAUUCAUUAUCGAAUGAUUCCCUAAGUCCAGGUUCAUCCAGCGCCGCGCAUGAUUUAGAUACGAGUUCACACAGCGGCGGUGGCAGCAGUACAGGCGGCGGCGGUAAUUUCCCGCAGGUGCAGAACGAUUUUGAGGUGGAUUUGUCGGAGGUAUGCUCGCGCUUGGCCAGCUGCGAUAUCCUCGACAUGGUGAGCCACAUUGGCAACCGACUGGAGGCGACAACCCGUGUUGCAGCCGAACAACCAUCCCCACCGGAUAAAAUCAGUCUGUGUUUCGAUGGCGGCGUGGAAAUUGAGCUGAAGAUUGUCGACAAGGCGGCGCCGCCGCUCAAGGGGCUGAAACUGCGCCGCGUCUCGGGCGACUACUACGUCUACCAUCAGCUGUGCCAGCGCCUCAUCAACUGCAUGAUGUCGUAGCGGCGCGGCGGCGGACUUAUACAUUGUGAUAAAUUGUGAUUCAAUACCUAAACUAGUGUGGGCGCGGCGGCACGGCACGGCGGAGAGAGAUGCGAGGAGGACAUUCGGAUGCGAACAGACCUUAGGUUAAUGAUGAGAAUAGCUAAUUAAAAUUGUAAUUAUUCCUCUCUUUUACAUUCCGUACGACUUGCGAGGCGGGCGGCUCUGGCCCAGCCGACCAAGAGAAUUGAUUGCUUCCUGCUCGAGGAAGCGUCGUCUUAACUUAAAAAAGAAAAUUAAUAUCUAAAUUGUAACUUUCGCACAAACAAAGCAAUUACCAACUUGAA
Dalotia coriaria is the source of this 4616-nucleotide messenger RNA. RefSeq names its product Salt-inducible kinase 3 (gene Sik3). Bases 484 to 4290 code for a protein of 1268 amino acids. Gene Ontology annotation, cellular component: cytoplasm. NCBI's taxonomy places the organism in Eukaryota, Metazoa, Arthropoda, Insecta, Coleoptera, Staphylinidae. The record is from RefSeq and is a predicted model, not a curated record. The transcript has 8 exons. Gene Ontology annotation, biological process: protein phosphorylation; intracellular signal transduction. Gene Ontology annotation, molecular function: protein serine/threonine kinase activity; ATP binding.